Molecule: messenger RNA, 2229 nt
Organism: Glossina fuscipes
Lineage: Eukaryota; Metazoa; Arthropoda; Insecta; Diptera; Glossinidae
Product: cilia- and flagella-associated protein 52
Exons: 11
Coding region: 1-2229 (742 amino acids)
Biological process (GO): cilium assembly
Molecular function (GO): protein binding
Source: RefSeq, a predicted model, not a curated record
AUGACCGAAACUGUUCAAAAUGACGUUGAGGUUGAAAAAUUAAAUUGUCGCGCUAUAUUCGGUAUUAAUGGUAAAGUGAACUUUGGCUUGCACUUACAUCCCGAUGGCCGUCACAUGAUAUUCCCAUUGGGCAUGAAAAUUGGUAUUGAUGAUACAAAGACCAGUACACAGGAAUUUAUAGCCGGACACACCAAUAAUUUAUCUUGUUUGGAUUUAAGUCGCAGUGGAAAAUAUAUGGCUUCUGGGCAAAUCAAUCAUAUGGGCUUUCCAGCUUACGUUAUACUCUGGGAUUUCGCUGAACGUCGUGAAUUAGCUAGACAUGACUUGCACAAGGUUCGGGCUCAGUCAGUUUGCUUUACCGCUCAUGAUAAAUAUAUAAUUUCGAUUGGCGGCCGUGAUGAUGGUUCGGUGAUUGUCUUUGAUAUUGAAACACGGACUCCGAUAUGUCGCUCCGUAGCCUCACGGGGUAUUAAUGGUAAUCCGGAGGUGGUAAAGGCACUAAACAAUAAUCCCUCAUUUUUCGUAACAGCUGGUGAUCGUCAUUUACGAUUAUGGAGCAUUCAACGUGAAAUGAAAAAGGUUAAUGUCCAGGAUGUAUUCAUGGGUAAACAACAAAGGCGCAUGUGUUGUGUGGGUAUAUAUCGCGGCGAUGAGUACGCUUAUAUGGGUACGUACAGUGGGGAUUUGAUGAAAGUGUCUCUGAAUUGUUGUGAUGCUGUCAAUGUUACUCAUGUGGGUCAAACUUCCGGACUUGUGGGUGCCUACGGUGUGCACAACCCCCGUAAACCGUUCGGCAAGGACUGUAAUCGCUACGUGCAUGGUGUGCGCGUCUUGCGUAUUGUUGACGAUGGCCUAUUAUUAGUAGGCGCAGGAGAUGGUGUCGUUGAGUUGGUAGAAGAGCGUAAAGAUAUUAAUGAAAUCGCCUUUAAAAAUUAUCCGAAUCCUACUUGUCCUAUGCUAAAGAUGCUAAAACGAACUAAAGUAAAUGGGGCGGUAAGCUCUUUAGUGGAAAUUAACCCCCUGGAAUAUUAUAUCGCUACCGACUUGAAUGAGAUAUAUUUGUUGAAUAUCAAAACUUUUAGUUUGAAGCUUUUGAAAACUUCCCAUAAAAAGGCCGUAUAUGCUAUAGUGUUCCCCAGAAAUCUGUCUAAUGUUUUCGCUACAGCGGGCUAUGAAACGAUACGUGUUUGGUCGACAAAACGUUUACAGGAAUUGUUACGCAUCAUGGUUUAUAAUUUCAAUUGCGCAGCAUUAGCUUUCAGUUUCGAUGGCACUAGUAUUGUGUCCGCUUGGAAUGAUGGCGUUAUUAGAUCUUUUACACCCAUCACAGGCCGUUUGAUUUAUGCUAUACCCAAUGCUCAUAAUAAAGGUUGCAGCGCUUUAGCUAUAUCCUCAACAGGUCGGGUAUUAGUUACGGGGGGUAUAGAAGGCCAAGUGCGAGUUUGGAAGAUUGAACCGUUUCGACAAAGUUUGUUGGGCGUUUUAAAGGAUCACUCGGCGCCUAUAACCACAUUAGACUUUAAUAAAUUCGAUACCGAAGUUAUAUCUGCCAGUAGUGAUGGUUCUUGUGUAAUCUGGGACAUAAAACGUUUAACUCGUAAAACUGUUGUGGCCGCCAAUACACAAUUCAUGACUGCAAAAUACUUCCCAACUGGUGUACAAUUUUUAACUUGCGGCACUGACGGUUGCAUUAGCUAUUGGAUGGUCUACAACGGUAGUUUGAUACGGGAAUUACAGGCCUCUAAGAAAUCAUCUGUCAAUCAUAUAGCCAUUAAUGCUACAGGUGACUACUUCGCAUCAGUGGGCAGCGAUCAAAUGGUUAAGCUUUGGGACUACAAUAGGGGUAAUGUCGUGGCUGAGGGCCAUGAACAUGCCUCUGCUGUAAUAAGUGUAGCGUAUAGUCCGUCUCGUAAAUUCUUCGUUACGGGUUGUACAGAUGGCGCCAUCAUUAUAUGGGACGUUCCAGAGAAAUAUUGGGGCCAAGAGAAUCCUCCCCCAAUUGAAGAGCCGAUUGUCGAAGAAAAACCUAAACCAAAAACAGAAACCCCAUCUCAGCCUCAAGUGAAAUCUUCACGCAGCAAUACUAGUAAAGGGGAAAAUAUCGAAGGAUUGGUCGCUAGCACACCCAAGAAUAACAUUUGUUGCGUUGAGUGCCCGCCGAUAACUGCCACCACCAAAAAAGGGGCCAACGAAAAUUGUAACAUUGUACCGGAUGUCAAGAAAUGUUAA